Prosopis cineraria is the source of this 2223-nucleotide messenger RNA. RefSeq names its product L-type lectin-domain containing receptor kinase IV.1-like. The transcript has a single exon. The record is from RefSeq and is a predicted model, not a curated record. NCBI's taxonomy places the organism in Eukaryota, Viridiplantae, Streptophyta, Magnoliopsida, Fabales, Fabaceae. Gene Ontology annotation, cellular component: plasma membrane. Gene Ontology annotation, molecular function: protein kinase activity; ATP binding; carbohydrate binding. The coding region runs from base 50 to 2059 and encodes 669 amino acids. Gene Ontology annotation, biological process: protein phosphorylation.
CCAGAGAACACAAAACGAAAGAUUACAUUAUAUUGCUUUGAGGCCACUCAUGUUUGUGAAGAUUAUGGCGUUGGCGUUUUUGUUGGUUACAGCAAUAGUACCAGUGAGAGGUGAAGAUACAAGUUUCACCUUUAACAAUGGCUUCCUGUCUGCUAAUUUAACUAUGGACGGUCUUUGUUCCAUCACUUCCAAUGGCCUCCUCCAACUCACCAAUGAAACCAGGCUGCAAAAGUGUCAUGCUUUUUACCCAAAUCCAAUAGGUUUCUCAAACACUUCAUCUUUCUCCACCACUUUCGUUUUCGCCAUUAGACCUCAAUAUCCAACUCUGAGUGGUCAUGGAUUAGCUCUUGUAGUUUCUCCAGCAAAAGCAUUUCCAGGUGCUCUGGGCAGUCAAUACCUCGGCCUCUUCAAUGGAACCAACAAUGGCAACCCCAAAAAUCAUGUGCUCGCAGUGGAGUUUGACCCUGUUCAGAACAACGAGCUUGGGGAUAUCAAUGAUAACCAUGUUGGAAUUGAUAUUAACGGCUUGAACUCAACAAAAUCUGCUCCUGUAGGAUAUUAUGUUAAUGGGUUGGAGUUUCAUAAUUUGAGCCUCAUCAGUGGCCUUCCGAUGCAGGUGUGGGUGGAUUAUGAUGGAGCCAACAAGCAAAUCAAUGUCACACUAGCUCCGAUCAACUUGAACAAACCCCAAACACCAUUGUUAAUGUUGUCCCAAGAUCUUUCUCACAUUCUAAAAAAUCCUAGUUAUGUCGGAUUCUCAUCUUCGACAGGGUCACUCGUAGCUUCUCACUAUGUUCUUGGUUGGAGUUUCAAGGUCAAUGGGGAAGCUCAAAACCUUGUAACCUCUGAACUCCCAAAGCUACCACGACUUGGAGGAAAAAAACAAUCUAUGAUUUUGUUAAUUGGGUUACCUUUGUUUUUUCUCUGUUUAAUUAUUUUGGCGAGUUUAUCUAUAGUUUAUUACAUAAACAAGAGAAGGAAGUUUUCUGAGAUUGUGGAGAAGUGGGAGGAAGACUAUGGUGGUCAUAGGUUUAAAUACAAAGAUCUCUACUUGGCCACAAAAGAAUUUGGGGAGACAGAGCUUUUGGGAAGUGGUGGAUUUGGAAAGGUGUAUAAAGGUACAAUGCCUGGUUCGACAAUGGAGGUUGCUGUGAAGAAAGUAUCCCACGAAUCCCGACAGGGAAUGAAGGAAUUCAUAGCAGAAAUUGUGAGUAUCGGUCGCGUUCGUCAUCGAAACCUCGUAUCUCUUUUGGGAUAUUGCAGGCGAAAAGGUGAGCUCCUUUUAGUCUAUGACUUCAUGCCCAAUGGAAGUUUAGAUAAAUAUCUCUUUAACCAACCCAAGGAGACACUAAAUUGGAUGCAAAGAUUCACAAUCAUCAAAGGCAUAGCUUCAGGUUUGUGUUAUCUACAUGAAGAAUGGGAGCAGGUCGUGGUUCACAGGGACAUAAAAGCAAGCAAUGUUUUGCUAGAUUCAGAGCACAAUGGAAGGCUAGGAGAUUUUGGUCUAGCAAGGUUAUAUGAUCAUGGGAGUGAUCCUGCAACUACACAUGUGGUCGGGACUUUUGGGUAUCUUGCACCGGAGAACACAAGAACAGGGAAAGCGACGACAAAGACUGAUGUUUUUGCUUUUGGUGCGUUUUUGCUCGAGGUUGCUUGUGGAAGAAGGCCUAUUGAGCAAGGAAGUGAUGGUGAGAGCGUGAUUUUGGUGGAUUGGGUUCAUGGGCUGUGGAAGAGGGGUGAGAUCAUUGAGGCAAUAGAUCAAAAUUUAGGAAGAGAUUACAGAGCAGAGGAGGUUGAAUUGGUGUUGAAGCUUGGACUUUUGUGUUCAAAUUCUCAGCCUUUAAGUAGGCCAAGCAUGCGUCAAGUUAUGCAGUAUUUGAACAGGGAUGUGCCUUUGCCUGAUUUGUCUUUGAUAAUCUCAACUCCUUCUUGUUUUGAGUUCAAAUUUGGGAUUCAUAAAGAUUUUGAUGACAUCGGAAUGUCCUUUCCAUCUUCUAGCACGGGAGGCUGUUUUUCUCGUAGUUCAAUGCCUGAAUCGGUUCUCUCUGGUGGUCGUUGAUUUGGUAAGGAGUCAGACGUGUCCAAAGUAUAAAGUAGUUUAUUUAGUAAGGACAUGCAUUAGUGUUUGUUGGGCACUAGCAUUACGUAUGUUUGUUAUGGUAUUGGUAAAUUAGAUGCCUUGUGGAAAAGUAUAAUUAAGGAAAUAUUAUGGUUUUUUUUGGA